This is a messenger RNA of Rhodamnia argentea, 1850 nucleotides long. Its product is annotated as ent-kaurene oxidase-like. The transcript has 8 exons. The record is from RefSeq and is a predicted model, not a curated record. Lineage: Eukaryota; Viridiplantae; Streptophyta; Magnoliopsida; Myrtales; Myrtaceae. Bases 266 to 1690 code for a protein of 474 amino acids. Gene Ontology annotation, molecular function: ent-kaurene oxidase activity; iron ion binding; heme binding. Gene Ontology annotation, biological process: gibberellin biosynthetic process. Gene Ontology annotation, cellular component: chloroplast outer membrane; endoplasmic reticulum.
AUGCUUCAAUGGUUCUGUGUUUUUUAAUUGCCUCCGACCCAUCUGUCCAUGGAGCAGUUCCUGCUAUAUUAAUUAGCCCCAAGCUGUCUUCCUGAUAUGCAAGAAUCACCCACUCUUCACUUUGGAGUUUCGUCUGAACGGCUAUGUCCAUGCUCCAAGAUUUGCAAGAACUGCCCUAGCCUUUUGCUACUACGGCCAUUCCUACCAGCUUUCACUGUUAUUGCUGUUCUCUUUCUUCUUGAGGGAAUUCGGCUCUACCCAGAAGAUGAAUGGCCUUGCGCUUCCACCUUUACCGGAGGUUCCUGGGUUGCCCAUCGUGGGGAAUUUGCUUCAACUGAAGGAGAAGAAACCUCACAUGACCUUCACAAAGUGGGCUGAAACAUAUGGCCCUGUUUAUUCUAUCAAAACUGGUGCUACUACCAUGGUGGUCCUCAAUAACAAUGAUGUUACCAAAGAGGCUAUGGUUACUAGAUACCCAUCAAUCUCUACGAGGCAGCUGUCAAAUGCCCUGAAGAUCCUAACAGCUGAUAAAUGUAUGGUGGCCAUGAGUGACUAUGACGAAUUCCACAAGAUGGUGAAGCGAUACAUACUUGCAAGUGUCUUGGGCCCGAACGCUCAGAAGCGUUUACGAUCCAACCGAGACACCAUGAUGAAAAACCUUACUAGGCGAUAUCAUGCGCUCAUAGAUGACCAUCCUGUUGAAGCGGUCAAUUUCAGGAAAGUCUUUGAGAGUGAACUCUUUGCGCUGGCACUCAAACAGGCUUUGGGACAAGAUGUGAAUUCCGUAUAUGUGGAGGAACUUGGGACAACAUUGUCCAAAGAGGAAAUGUUCAAGGUUUUGGUGUCAGACAUGAUGGCUGGUGCUAUUGAGGUGGACUGGAGGGAUUUCUUUCCUUACUUGAGAUGGAUUCCUAGGAAAAGCUUCGACAAGAAGAUGGAACAAAUGGCUUUCAACAGGAAUGUGGUGGCGAAAGCCCUGCUCAAGGAGCAGAAACGGAGAAUUGCUUCAGGGGAGGAAGCAGACAGUUACAUUGACUUCUUGAUAUCUGAAGCCAAGACUCUCUCCGAGGAGCAGAUCACCAUGUUGCUCUGGGAGGCGAUCAUCGAGACUUCUGAUACCACUCUGGUCACAACAGAGUGGGCUAUGUAUGAACUUGCUAAGAAUCCAAAAUGCCAGGAUCGACUUGUUGAGGAGAUUCAAAAAGUUUGUGGUUCUGAAACACUUACUGAGGACCACUUGUCUCAGCUUCCGUACUUGAAUGCCAUAUUCCAUGAAACUCUGAGGAAACACAGUCCAGUUCCAAUAGUUCCUCCACGCUAUGCACAUGAAGAUACCCAAUUAGGAGGGUACUUUGUCCCAGCUGGAAGCCAGAUUGCUAUAAACAUAUAUGGAUGUAACAUGGACAAAGAGAUAUAUGACAAACCAGAAGAGUGGAUGCCUGAGAGAUUUCUUGAUGACAAGUAUGACCUGGUAGAGUUGUUCAAGACAUCGGCCUUUGGAGGAGGGAAGAGGGUUUGUGCCGGAGCUCUUCAGGCCUUGUUAAUAUCUUGCACAGCCAUUGGCAGAUUAGUACAGGAGUUUGAAUGGCGACUGAAGGAUGGUGAGGAAGAAAACAUCGAUACGGUUGGACUGACGACUCAUAAGCUUCAUCCUAUGCAUGCAAUGUUGAAGCCGAGAAGAUUGGAAUGAAGAAAAGCAUAGCAGCGACUAAACUUUGGCAUUUUUGUUGUGCCAAUCAGUUUCAUGUGUUUGGUUUGUUCGAACGAUGUUUACUUGUGUUUGAAGUGACGACACAUCCAAAUUACUUUUGUACUCUUCAGAAAACUUUGGAUUUUCAACCAAGUCAGAC